Molecule: messenger RNA, 2605 nt
Organism: Cryptococcus deneoformans JEC21
Lineage: Eukaryota; Fungi; Basidiomycota; Tremellomycetes; Tremellales; Cryptococcaceae
Exons: 6
Coding region: 54-2351 (765 amino acids)
Source: RefSeq, a predicted model, not a curated record
CCAUUUGCAUCUCUUUUCUUCCAUCCGCAUCGAUAACAGAACAUCCACAAACAAUGACCCAGCAGCAUCUCGCCACCUUCACCUGGGGCGCAGGCGCACAAACAGUUUGUGUCGCCGGUAACUUUAACGACUGGUCUGCCACUGCCACUCCUCUCAAGAAACAAUCAGAUGGAAGCUUCCUGGCCGACGUUUCCGUUCCAUGGGGAGAGAAGCAGGCGUUCAAGUAUGUGGUCGAUGGAGAGUGGAAGGUUAGAGAAGACGAGGCAAAGGAAUGGGAUGCCGCUGGAAACAUGAACAAUGUCUACACUGCUCCCGAAGGCCCUGAUGACAAAAAACCUGUGGACAAGUCAACGGCUACUGGUGCCACUGGUGCUUCAACCUCUGCUGGCGCUGGCGCUGGCGCCGGUGCUGCCGCGGCUGCCUCCGCCCAUGCCAAGGACCCCGCCACGAAGGAUGCUACUUCCAAACCUCCAACCACCGCCGUCCCCCCUGCCGACACUGCCGACACUGCCCCUGCCUCAACUGGUAACAAGAAGACCGAUCCUGAGGCUCUGAUUGCUGCUGCUGCCCCUGGUGCUGCCAUUGGUGCUCCUAUCUUGGGCAAGCCUGUCGCCGGUGCAGAGACAGCUCCCACCUCUGGCAUCACUACGACCACCGCUAUUGGUUCUGGUACCGCUGCUGCCACCGAGACCAAGACCAAGGACAAGGCCCCCGUUGAGAGUGCUACUCCUUUCGACAACAAGGCUGCAGCCGACAAGGCUGGGGUCGCUGAGAAGGGUACUGCCAAGGACACUCUUUCCCCCGGUCCUGUCCCUGUCGCUAUGGUCGCUGAGAAGGGCACUGCCAAGGACACUCUUUCCCCCGGUCCUGUCCCUGUCGCUAUUGCCGUCCCUACAGACAAGAAGGCUGGUCUCACUGAGAAGGGUACUGCCAAGGACGUGAACGCUCCUGGCCCCAUCCCGGGAUCAACCGCCGCUUCUGCUGAUACCGCCGCCAAGGCUGACGAGCCCAUCGACCCUGCUGUAGCUGCCACCACUGACAGUUCAGGUGCUGUCCGAGUCACCGCUGUCGACGCGACGCCUCAGCAAAUCGAAAUGGUCGCUGCUGCCGCUAAUGUUGGUGAAGCUCCAACCGCUACUGUUGGAGGAGAGCAUGGUCUUGCGGAGAAGGCUGCCGAGUACGGUGCGGCUGCCAUGGCCACCUUUGGAUCUGUUGUAGGCGGUGCAGCUGCCGCUGUGGAGAAGGCGACUGGUGUUGACCUUACUCACUCUAGUCCUCUGUCCGUCGAAGAAGCCCGCGCGCGAGGCAUCGAUGUCACCAACCUCGAAAAGGUCGAUGCCCCAACUGACACCACUUCCCCUCAGGGAUCCGCACCUCCCGCUUCCGCUGUCGCCGCGCUCGACGAAAAGGUCGCCGAACUCAAGUCUGAAACCAUUGGCGCUAGUAGCACAACAGGAGUGACAGACCAGGUGGCUAUGCCAUUGCCAAAUCAGCAGGCUCCGAAGACUUCUUACCCUGCCGACGGGUCUUCCACUCUCGGCCACACCGCUUCUACGACAGACAACAAGGAGAAAGACAUCAAGAAUGACAUUCCUGCACAACCUGAAACAGCAGACAUGAACCACCGAGCCGUACCUGCCCCUGUAUUUACCACAAUCGCCCCUAAGGACCCCAAGAAGGACCGAUCUCUAGGGAGCAGUGACCUCAACGAUACUGCCGGUACGAAGCCCAUCGAUGCCGCUCCCGGUGUAGACGCAAAGAAGGCCAAGAGGGAGGAAGAAGCCAACCCCACAGGCGCGACUGGUGAGAAGCCCGAAGUGGCCGAGGCUAAGAAGGCUGCUGCUCCUGAUACUCCCGAAGAUAACUUGAAGCUCAAGUCUGAAGACGUGGGUAAAGGUACUGGUGCUGGAGUAGGGUCCGCUUCCGAUGGCAGAGCGCAAGUCCCUCAAUCAGGUGUCAAGGCCGAAACUUCUCUUUCCUCCCCUUCGGCUGCAACUGCUACUACUACCGAGACUUCUCAACCUGCUAGCAGCGCGACUGGAACAACCGCCACGCCUUCCAAGACGACAGCGGCGACGACUAACGGAACAUCUGUGCCUGCUGCUGCAGCUGGUUACGGUGGAGCUGUCGCCGGUGCCGCUGGUGCCGUCGAGGCUGGUGGUGCUGGUUCUACUACCACUGGUGCUUCAAAUACAGCGGCUCCAAGUACCCCUGCCGGGACUAAGCCUACUUCUACCUCCACGCCCACGCCAGGAAAGGAGUCUAGCAGUGGACCCGGAUCUGUGAAGAAGAAGACUGGUUUCCUUGCCAAGAUCAAGCACGCUCUUUCGCCCGGACACAAAUCCAAGUAAAGAACAUUGCCCAUCGACUGUAUUACGAGCUCUCCAUCUAUCGGCCUUGAUAAAGUCUUUUGAACUUUUUCCCUUUACUCAUUUUUUUCUCCCACUUAAUCUUUUUUCUUCUAAUUCUUAUUUAAUACAUGGUCUAGCGUCGUAAUAGGGGAACUGUGAAGUGAAAUAUACAAAGGUCCUGGAUAUACCAUGGGAUAGUGUUUUGCGUAUUAUACAAAAAAGUAUGUGAAAUGAAAAAAAAGUGUUAUUUCGCA